AUGGUGGGAAGUAAAGCAGAGAUCUCUGUAGUUACAAUCAAAGAUUUUCACGGCUCCGGAGCCGGCUCUUGGCUCCUGAGCGGCUCCGGCACCGAGCCCAAAGUCGGAGCCAGGCUUCUUAGCGUUCAGAAAAGUAAAAAUUUCAGGAUCUUGUUAAAUCAAAUUUCUUGAAAAAUACUUGGAAGAAUGUGUUGUGUACGACUUGGCUGCGGGCGCCGGGAUUCGGAGCCAGACUUCCCAGCGGUCAGAAAAGUAAAAAUUUCGUGAUCUUUGUUAAACCAAUGCUUGAAAAACACUGCGGAUGAUGUGACUUGACUGCAAAAACGUUGGCUGUAUGAUCUAUGGCACUAAUAACUUUUAUUUUUGGAAAAAUAUUUUUAAAAAACAUUUUGCAUAGGAGCCGGGAUUCGGAGCCGGAGACCUUUUUAAAUUUUUCAUAGGAGCCGGGAGCCGGAGCUGCAAAUUUGGCAUCGGCUCCGGCUUUGGGAGCUAAGAGCCGGAGCCGGGAGCCGAAAUUUUGACCGUGGCAACCUCUAGUUACAAUGGAAAGUAAAUAGAUCAAAUUAAUUUAGUCGACCAACCGUUUGGUCGAUUACAUUCGGCUAGAUGGAUCUCUCCACCCGACAUAUGGAAAUUUCGGAAAGAAAUGUUCCUGCUAGUCCAAAAAAUGGCUGACAAAUAAAGAUAAGACGGGACAAAAGUCUGAUUAUGUAUCCUAAAAUCACUCCAUGAGAAAAAAGAUAUAACCUCUGUAAACCAAAAAUUUAGAGGACUUAUAAAUUUAGAGGACUUAUACCCCAUACUACUCAGGCAAAAACUCCUCAGAGCUUAUGACUAAUGAACUUAUGAUGAUUUCCGUCGCACUCUGAAAAAUUGGCUUGUCGCUGCGAAAAAUGGAGCGCGACGUAAGGCAAAAAAUUCAAAAUGCACUGUGCAAAUAGCAUUUUUGGGUCAAAUGCACUGUGCAAACCACUUUUUUUGCGGUUUUUACAUGACGCGCAUAAACCGCACAGUGCAACCGCUCGUCAAGUCGCUGCAUUGAUUUUUGGCGUUUGCACUGUGCAGAGAGGGUCAGAGUGGGAGCGACAGACGAAAAAACGCCUAUUGCAAGAAAUCGCACAGUGCGAAGAGAGGGUUUGUUUUCGCACAGCACAUGUCGCGGAAAUCACAAUACUGACAUAGAGACUACUAGACAUAAGGUAAAAAAUUGUGUAAAAUGAAAAUUUUUUAUUAAAAAAUGACGUCAUUAAAAAAUAUUUUUUUUUGAAGCAAAACGCCAAAUAUUAGGAAAAAAAAUUAAAGUUUGCAUAGUAAAAAAAGUUUUUUUUUGAUUAAAAAAUUCCCCCGCCAACUCAGCCCAACCUUCGCCCCUCCAAAAAAAGUGGGGUGGUGGUGAUCCGCCAGAUCAAGCGCCUCGAAAUUUCGACAGCCCAUUUCGAUCCUCUUCCCUGAGCCGUCGACGUCGCUAGCCCCAAAAAAGGAGAAGGAGAAGAAGGAGGAGAUGGCGAAGAGGAGCGUCAGUCGUUUUUACGGCAUCUGACGGAACAAAAAUGGGAAUGGGGAAGCGAGCGGGGAAUCUCUCCUUUCUUGGUGGUGUGGAGAAAAAAGGAAGACGAAGAAGAAGAGGAGGAAGAUGCGCGACGGCGCUUCGUCGAGACGACGAAGAAGACGCUGGAUUCCGACGAACCCGGCGAUUCCUUCCAUUCCCCCCACGGAAUCGCGCCGGCAAUGCGGUUUCCCGAGCACACACAAUGA
This is a messenger RNA of Bursaphelenchus xylophilus (pine wood nematode), 1755 nucleotides long. Lineage: Eukaryota; Metazoa; Nematoda; Chromadorea; Rhabditida; Aphelenchoididae. The record is from the annotation of a GenBank genome assembly.